This is a messenger RNA of Engraulis encrasicolus (European anchovy), 4521 nucleotides long. RefSeq names its product solute carrier family 2 member 12 (gene slc2a12). NCBI's taxonomy places the organism in Eukaryota, Metazoa, Chordata, Actinopteri, Clupeiformes, Engraulidae. The record is from RefSeq and is a predicted model, not a curated record. Gene Ontology annotation, molecular function: symporter activity. Gene Ontology annotation, cellular component: membrane. Bases 135 to 1985 code for a protein of 616 amino acids. Gene Ontology annotation, biological process: circulatory system development; D-glucose transmembrane transport. The transcript has 7 exons.
UCCAAAACAACAGACUUCGGAGCACAGUCUGGAGUCGGCCCUGCAUAAAGUUAUAAAGCUCGGCGACAAACAUGAUUGCACCAAAACCACGAAAGUGACCUUCUAAGAACAUCUCACCUGAGUCGUGAGGAACCAUGGACAGUAGCCGGGAGGCCGAGCAUUUCACCUCAAAUGACCCCAAAGCUACCCACUCCACAGACAGCGCCCAGCAGCAGACCAGCGCAGGCUGUGGAGCGGUGCUGGUCCUCUCCGCGCUGGUGGCCUCCGUGAGUGGCCUGCUGCUGGGCUACGAGAUGGGCCUGAUCUCGGGGGCGCUGCUGCAGCUGCGCGGGGACCUGGCGCUCUCCUGCCGGGGCCAGGAGAUGGUGGUGAGCUCGCUGCUGCUGGGCGCGCUGUUCUUCUCGGUGGCCGGGGGCGCCGUGCUGGACCGCUGGGGCCGGCGCUUCGCCAUCGUGCUGACGGCGGGCAUGGCGGUGGGCGGCACGCUGCUCAUGGUGUGCCUGAGCUCUCUCGCCUCCCUGGUGGCCGGGAGGGUGGUGGUGGGCAUGGCCGUGGCGCUGUCCGGAACUGCGUCCUGCCUGUACAUUGCAGAGGUGGCGCCGCAGGCGUGGCGCGGGCGGCUGGUGUGCCUGUACGAGCUGAUGGUGGUGCUGGGCGUACUGCUGGGCUUCGGCCUGAGCUACGCCUUCUCGGCGGUGCCCGGCGGCUGGCGCUACACCUUCGCCGCCGUCAUCCCGCCGGCGCUGGCCCAGGCCCUGGCCAUGUACUUCCUGCCGCGCAGCCCGCGCUUCCUGCUGGCCCAGGGCAAGGAGGAGGAGGCGCGCGCCGUGCUAGAGCGACUCAGGGGCUCGGGGACGCCAUCGGCAUCGUCAGGGGAGACGCGAUCGUCGUCGUCGACGUCGGGAGCAACGGCUGCGGCGGAGGCGGCGGAGGGUGACUUGCCGCCGCUGCCGCCGUCGUCCCCGGCCGUGGAGGAGGAGCUGCGCUCCAUCCGCGCCGCGCUGUGCCGCGAGCAGCGCCACAGCUUCCUGGACCUGUUCCGCGGGCACGACAACAUGCGCCAGCGGCUGCUGGUGGGCGCCGGCCUGGUGGUGCUGACCCAGGUGACGGGCCAGCCCAACCUGCUGUCCUACGCCUCCACCGUGCUGCACCACGUGGGCUUCCAGUCGGACCAGGCGGCCACGCUGGCCUCCACGGGCCUGGGCCUGGUCAAAGUGGCCGGCACGCUGCCCGCCAUCCUGCUGGUGGACCGCGUGGGCCCCAAGGCCUUCCUGACCGUGGGCGCCGUGGUCAUGACGCUGUCGCUGGCCACGCUGGGGGUGGCCACCAUGCAGAGCCACACGCAGGUCAGCAGCCUGUGUCAGAGUAGCGCGCCGCCCCCCUCCGGGCACAACCAUUCCCACUGGGGGCGUGACAAGGACAUGGCUGCUGCUGCCGCUGCUAUGCCUGCGGGACUGUACCACUCUACCCCGUCCACCCUCCCCAUGACGAUGAACCUUAGCUACCCCGGGUACAGCCCCGCUCUGGGGCAGCGGGGCAGUGUGGCGCAGGAGGAGGGUGAGAGCGUGUCCUCGUCGCUCAAGUGGAUCUCCUUGGUCAGCUUGCUGGUGUACGUCACGGCCUUCUCCUUCAGUCUGGGACCAAUGGUGUACGUAGUCCUGAGUGAAAUCUUUCCGACGGGCAUCAGAGGGAAGGCAGUCUCCGUGGUGUCGGCCUUCAACUGGGGCUCAAACCUCAUUAUAUCCAUGACCUUCCUCACCCUCACAGAGAAGAUCGGCCUGGCCAACGUGAUCUUCAGCUACGCUGUCAUGAGCUUCAUCCUGCUCAUCUUCAUCAUCCUCUUCAUCCCUGAGACCAAGGGCCGCUCACUGGAACAGAUCUCCAAAGAACUGGCCAUGAAAAACAACCUCAGAGACAGACUGUGUCCAUGGCGGACUCCAAAGACCGACACCUCGCUGGAAACAAAGACGCUGAACUCUGUAUGACCCUCCAGCUGGGGACAGAGACCAAGACAGCAAAAGACUUUUUCACGUUUAGCAAUUGGCCUCCUUUUUAAAAGGGGGGCGGAGGGAGGUUGUUGUACACAAACAGUUGUGUAUGUGUGUCAACGCCAGGUGAAGGGGGUGGGGGUGGGUAAUUAAAUCAUCGGUGGAGGAGAGACAAUGGUAUUGGUUGAACCCUGGUGAGGUUCUGUGCUCUUGCAUACAGUAUGCAGGCUGAGCUGGUGUUGCAGUCAACUGCCAACUGCAAUACAACAAAUCAUGACAUGCUGCUGUUCUUUUAUCACUAAUAUGUGUGUGCGUGUGUAUGAGAGAGAGAGAGAGAGAGAGAGAGAGAGAGAGAGAGAGAGAGAGAGAGAGAGAGAGAGAGAGAGAGAGAGAGAGAGAGAGAGAGAGAGAUUCUGCCAAGUAUGGAAAUCAAGUACUGGUAAAAUAAGGCCAUAGUUAGUAGGCACCAAACUACUUGGAUGACCAAUGAUUGCUGGAUAAUGGUACUAUUUUAUCUUCAUUAUGUGAAGCAGGAGGGGCCCUUUCCAAUAAGACGGUCUCUUGAGAUUGUCAGGAGGACAUUUCACACUUCCAACUUUCCGUCAAUGAAUCCACCAGCAGCUUGAUAGCAAUAGCUGAACAGGCUUGUUUUUGUUUGUUUUUUGUAAUUGAUUUCUUGAUUUUCAUGUUGACUGUCGACUUUUCCACAAUCAUGGACUCUGUUUUUCCUAGUUCAAGCCUCUCCAGAACCUCCUUGCCCCGGAGGUACUUUUUUGUUUUGAUUUUUUUGCACAAAACAUGAUGAAUGCCUGACCUUCUUGUGUGUUUUGCUUCUUGAAAAUGAGAGCCCUUGCAGGGGUCAGCCCAUUGGUCCGACAGCCCUGAAGUCAGACAAUAAGCCAUACAUGAGCAUUACGCAGCUACUGGGGUAGGCUAGGCUACACGUGGGCACGUCUUUUCAGACAAAAACAUGCCUUUACUGACGGUUAGGUUGAGUACAGCGAUUGUCAACAGCCUUAUCUGUAACGUCUGACUGACAACGAACACCCAGGUUGCUGUCAGAUAAACAGAGCAAGGUUAUGAAAGUGUGGCCGGGUCUUUCACGAAAAAAAGCAAAUUGGGACAGGAUUUCAAAAGCUACAAUUCAUGACAUUUAUAGGAACUUUAUACUUUUUUAUUACACAAUCACAGACGCUGGCCUUGGCCAUGGCACAAACGGCUAAGGUACCACCAUAAUGUUGCGCCAGGGACUCAAGUUUGACCCUAUUACUCUCUCAAGCUCACUUCCUGUCUAUUGUCACACUAUCAUAUCGAAAUAAACAAAGUUUUUUUUAACUACUUCAUGUUGCAGAUCACAGAUGUUGAAAGUCUCCCCAUAUUUGGAGCGGAGUAAAGGUGGCAGCAAUGAAGCUGGGGCAACAGAUUGCUGUUAUGGGGCUAGCUUUGGUCUAAUGGUUAGAUGGGGAGUUGCAGCUUCAAAUUCGUACCAAUAGGAAGAAUGCAGGUGGCCUCCCACAGCCUGAUCCAUGGCUGAAGUGCCACUGAAAGUUCAUAAAGGUUGGAGCAGGCUUCACCCAACAGAUUCUUCUUCUUUUUAGGGUAAAAAAACCCCCAAAUUGACCAAAAUAUUGUAAAACUGAAAAGUUAGAGGAAGGCAGAGCACCAAAACGAGUCUGUGUAAUAAUAAAAGAAAUGUAUGCAUGGUGCGACCUUUUCUUACUUUUUUUGAAUUGCCAACUGUGCUCCAGGGAUUGUAAGCACAACCCUGCAUGUAAAUAAUUACAUCAUAAUGGAUAACGUACUGUAUGUCUGUUGUACAAGUAUAAUGGAGCUGAGACCACUUUUCAGCCUAGACAACCAGAACCAGUUUCACAAUGGGCACAGUCAGCAAAGAUCCUGGAGUGGCACAGUCACUGUACAGUGUGUAGUGUAGCGUAGUGGUAGUGGUGAAGUAGGGAGGAGUAUGGGAGGAGCCUUUCUCAAAAGCAUAUUUGCUAGCCAGUUAGCAACCUGGGUAGCUGCCAAUAGGAAAUUGCAUUGCAAACUAACAAGAAAGUAGCUAACUUAGUUAGCAACUACUAUGAUUUCGAGAAAAGCACCCCAUAUCAGAUCAGGGGAGAAAAAACUGUCUUCAAACUGUCUUCAAACCGGGAUCAGUAAACAUAGCAACUGCCAAUAGACUGUGGGUUAUACACUUUUUCUUAAUUAUUUUUAUUCAUUUUUAAAAUUUUCUUACAAAAUACAAAAAUUGAAACAUUACAUUAUACUAGUAUGUGGCCCUCCACAGAGUCCAGAGCAGGGAGUUCGCCCCAAAGAGUUAGCAAGUAGCAACUGCUGCGUUCUCAACUCCAUAGCUCUGCUCUGCUCCCCCGAGGUCUACAUGCUUAGGGUCACUCCUGUCCUGAUAGAUCGAGUUUCAAGUGUUAAUAAUAAUAAUCGUUAAGACAAGUACAUUAACAUUUGACACGGCCGAAGUGUGUGGUAAAAUACAGAUAAAAUUAUCAUUAAAAUGACAUAAAAAGAAAAAGGAAAA